AGAUAUUCCUGAUAGGUAUAUAAGCAGUACAUAAGAAUAUUGCCUUCAAGGCUCCACCUCCAGAACUGCGUGAACUCUGGGCCUCCGUCUAUUCCUUUGCCCAACAUGAAAAAAUCUGCCCUGGUACUCGUGGUUGCGUUCACCCUGACUGCCGGAGCAAUCUGUGCUCCCAUGGGUUCCCCAUACGGUGGAAGCUACGGCAGCAGUUAUGGCGGCGGAUACGGCAGUGGACAGUACGGUGGCUAUAGUGGCUACGGUGGUGGCUACGGUGGCGGCUACGGUGGCGGCUACGGUAGCGGCUACGGCAGCGGCUACGGCAGCGGCUACGGUGGGGGUCACGACAGCGGCUCCGGACAUCAAUGCGAGCAGAGUUCACAUCUUAGCAUGGGGCACAGCUCGUAUGAAACACCUGGCUAUGGAAGCUAUGGCGGCUCCUCGCAAGGAAGUCACUAUGCGCCAUCGUACGGCGGUGGCUACAGCUCGUACUAACAGUAACGGUGCACUGGCGAAUAGCGCUGCUAGCCCAUUAAAAUAAAUCCUGGAUCAAUUUUGUUCUCCUUAUGCUUGGAUAACCUUAUAAUUCGCUGAUUGACCCUAAAGAACACGAUUUUAGGCAUGAUUUAUCUCGUGUCACGCAAUUAACUGAAUUUGUUCACGAUGUAAGCGAAGUGUUGGAUCGAGGGGGUGGUGUCGAUUCUGUGUUUAUCAACUUCAAAAAAGCCUUUAAUGUUGUGGAUCAUGAUUAUUAGUUUGCAAACUGUAUUGUUUUAACAUUAAUCCUUGAAUGAACGCUUUAAUAAAGGAGUAGCUUACACUGCGA
Messenger RNA from Dermacentor albipictus, 820 nucleotides. Its product is annotated as keratin-associated protein 6-2-like. The record is from RefSeq and is a predicted model, not a curated record. Lineage: Eukaryota; Metazoa; Arthropoda; Arachnida; Ixodida; Ixodidae.